Marmota flaviventris (yellow-bellied marmot) is the source of this 2154-nucleotide messenger RNA. It is a transcript of the gene Ccm2l, whose product is annotated as CCM2 like scaffold protein. The record is from RefSeq and is a predicted model, not a curated record. Gene Ontology annotation, biological process: heart morphogenesis. Lineage: Eukaryota; Metazoa; Chordata; Mammalia; Rodentia; Sciuridae.
GACCGUCACCAUGGAAUAUGAAGUCAAGAAAGGGAAGAAGGGCUUUGUGUCCCCUAUUCGAAGACUGGUGUUCCCCAAGGCUGCACGCCGGGCAGCCUUUCGGACCAGUGUGAGCCGCCGGCCCCUGCACUCAAUGCCCCUUUAUCCUCCCGACUACCUCAUUGACCCCCAGAUCCUUCUGUGUGACUACCUGGAGAAAGAGGUCAAGUUCCUGGGCCACCUCACCUGGGUGACUUCCUCACUGAACCCCUCCAGCAGGGAUGAACUCCUGCAGCUGCUGGACACCGCCAGGCAGCUAAAGGAGCUGCCGCUGAAGACAACAGCGGAGCAGGACAGCAUCUUGAGCCUGUCUGCCCGCUGCCUGCUGCUCACCUGGCGCGACAAUGAGGAGCUCAUUCUGCGCAUUCCGACGCACGAGAUCGCCGCCGCUUCCUACCUACAGGACGACGCGCUGCACCUGCUAGUGCUUAAGACCGGUCUGGGCGUGGACCCGGUGCCGGCCGGCGUGGACGCUAGCCCGGGUGGUGCGGGGCGUGACCCGGGCCCGCCGGGCGCAGCGCCCGAGAAGCGGCGGGUGGGCACCGCGGAGCGGCGCCACACCAUCUGCAGCCUGGACUGGCGGAUGGCGUGGGGCGGGGGCGCGAGCGCCGAGGCUCGGGCGGGGGGCGGCGGCGGAGGCAGCCUGGAGCGCCAGCGCGCAGGGCCGCGGGCGUCCGGCAGCUGGGAGCGGCGGCAGACGUUCAGCGGCAGCUGGGAGCGGCGACACACGGGCGGCGGCGGCGGCGCGGGCAAGCCCGGCGGCAGCUGGGAGCGGAGGCAGGCGGGCAGCGGCGGGGGCAGCUGGGAGCGGCGCCACCCAGGUCCCAACCCGCUGGACCCUCAGGACCCCAGCCCCGACGCUUACUGCAACCUUGUCAUCCUGGCUGUGGCUAACAGGGAUGCCGCCGAGGAGUCCUGUGCGCUCAUCUGUCAGGUCUUCCAGAUCAUCUAUGGAGACCAGAGCAUCGAGUGUGUGGACCGGGCUGGUUACCACUACACGUCCACACCUGACCGGCCAUGGCUCUGCAGCCGCAGUGACAGCUGCCGGACAGAUGGGACUUACGCCUACGACGCGGACUUCAGCUGCUGCAGCUCCUUCAAUGGCUCCCAGGACACAUUUGAAGCGUGUUACAGCGGCACGUCAACUCCUUCUUUCCACGGUUCCCACUGCAGUGGCAGUGACCACAGUGGCCUGAGCCUGGAGCAGUUGCAAGAUUACAUGAUCACGUUGCGGAGUAAGCUGGGGCCCCCCGAGAUCCAGCAGUUUGCACUGCUGCUGCGGGAGUACCGCCUGGGCCUGCCCAUCCAGGACUACUGUGCCGGCCUGCUGAAGCUCUACGGAGACCGUCGCAAGUUCCUCCUCCUAGGGAUGCGGCCCUUCAUCCCGGACCAGGACAUCGGUUACUUUGAGGGCUUCCUGGAGGGUGUGGGCAUCCGUGAGGGCGGCAUCCUCACCGACAGCUUCGGCCGCAUCAAGCGCAGUAUGAGCUCCACGUCAGCUUCCGCUGUGCGCAGCUACGACGGUGCAGCCCAGCGGCCCGAGGCGCAGGCCUUCCACCGGCUGCUGACCGACAUCACGCACGACAUCGAGGCUCUGGCCCCAGACGACGACGAUGACGAUGAUGAGGAAGAUGAGUCCAGGGAUGGAGGCGAUGCAGCUGAAGACAACUACCUGUGACUUCCGCCCAUGAAGAGGGAGUGCAAGGGGUGACCCCACAGCCAGCCCCUGAAUCUCCCUCACUUUUUCAUGUGGAACCCCAUCCCGGGGACCCCUAGUCACACCCUGGUCACAGGUUUCCACUGCCGGGGUUUCCAUCCCUGCCCUCGGGGCUCAGCAUCCUGCAGUACUGAUAGCUUCCUGCAGGGGGCGUGCGAAGCGGGGCCCUAAAGCACCAGAGGGUCUCCCAGGGUUCGGCAGGCGAGUCUGCUGCCAGACCCAGAGGAUGGGCAGCGGCCCUGCUUUGUCCCACUGUCCCCUGGGAGCGCGGCUCCAGGACACCCUUCCCUUCUGGGGACUUCGAAUCCCCGCAGCUUUCUGGAGGCUGAGGGAUGAAGAGUAGCUCCACCUGCUGGCCGACUGAGAAGAGACUAUCCCAUUCACUACCCGGCAACACC